Messenger RNA from Besnoitia besnoiti, 2217 nucleotides. RefSeq lists its product as uncharacterized. Lineage: Eukaryota; Apicomplexa; Conoidasida; Eucoccidiorida; Sarcocystidae. The record is from RefSeq and is a predicted model, not a curated record. Gene Ontology annotation, cellular component: membrane. Gene Ontology annotation, molecular function: magnesium ion transmembrane transporter activity. Bases 1 to 2217 code for a protein of 738 amino acids. The transcript has 2 exons. Gene Ontology annotation, biological process: magnesium ion transport.
AUGGGGCUGCGCCUUGCAAGAGAUAAUCUAUCUACUGUACUCCUUUUGCACCUGUGUGGUGAGGUAUUGAUUGGCGCGCCCUCACCGGUCUCUGCCACAUCUGCAGCAGAAAACAAUGACGGUAUGGCCAUCCCUGGGUUCCCUUCAUCCUGGAGAGACUUGCUGUUGCCGUCCGCCAUACCACCCGCACCCUCUGCAAGCGCAAGUGAAACGUCGCCGUUCUCCAAGUUCUCUUCCUCUCCACCUUUCUCACUUGCGAGAUCAACAACGAUUCCUCCUCUGUCUCCACCAGCAACGUCAGCUUCCCCUCCAACCGAUUCUACAACAGAGGACACGUCCGCAACUGAUGAGGAACCUAAACUUCCCUUCUUCCUUCAGCCGUUUUCGCCGACACCUCGAUCUGAAACUCCUACCGUCGACACGCCGGCUCGGCUGUCGCCUUCCGCCUCGGGAAGCCGGCAACCAGCGCCGCCGGCAGAAGAACCCGCGUCCCUCGCAACUCGCGGUCUCCCGUCUAGCAACGCCGGGGCGUCGUCACCAGCGCCUAGAGACGCUCAGGACGAUACUAAAGAUGCAGAGGCUACAACAGCGUCUGGAUUUUGGCGCCUUCCAUACCCUGAUACAGCAGAUAGCGGAGACAGUUCUCUUUCUCCGUCAUCUCCGCCUUCCUCUUCCGCUGCUCCUUGGCCCUGGCCCUUCUCCCGGCCUCCACUUUCAGCCAGCACAGGACAGAUGGCUGUGCGCAAGCCUCAGACGCUGAUGGAUCAGUAUGGGUGGAUUCUUGGCAUUCUCGCCUGCUUAGUAGGCUCAUUCUGUGGGUCCCUCGGCGACAAUAUGAUUCGCAAGUCUUUUCUGGUGCUCAAAGAUGAUGUCCAGCUCUACCACAUGUGGCGUAGCCCCCUCUGGACCGUAGGCAUGUUCCUUACGGUCGUCGUCAACACUUUGUGCACCUUGAUUGCCCUGGUUUUCACCCCCGCAACCAUUGUCACCUCGUUUGCGGGGGUGCAUAUUUUUUGGAAUACAAUUCUUGCCAAGACGCUAAACCAUGAGCAGACGGUCUGGUAUGACUACGCCGGUGUCACAGCAAUCACUGUAGGCAUCACCUUAAUAGUUGCAUGCUCAGGGAAAGACCGGACCAUCGAUUCGAUCGAGAGCUUUGUGGGGAACCUUGGCUGUGCAAGUUCGGCGUGCUUCUGUCUGGUUCUUUUUGUCUUAAUUUGUUUUGGCUCCACGAUUACCCUUGCUCCAACUUUGCUCGGGCUUCCACCAGCGUCCUGUACCGCCGACAGCUGCUCGCGCAGCGCAGGCGAGGACGAGGGACGCUCCCUCUCCCCUCCUGGACAACACGCAUCUCAUGGAAACAGUCUCAGUGUCUCUCUCGAAGGAGCGGAGGAAUUUUGCGUAGACAUUCGGCGCGCCCGUGUCAUCGAGCGUUUCGCAGUGGCCGCGACCUCUGGCGCCUGCGGCGGUCUUUCCAAUCUGUUUGCCAAGGCUGUUCUGCUGCUCGGCAACGCUACCGCGUCUCCGGGUGGAGUCGACGAAGCGAAAGAGGCCUUAGGAGGAACCCUCAGAUACGACUGGACAGCGGGAAGUCUUGUCGUGAUUGUGGCUGUGGUCUCCGUCAUGCAAAUCGUCUUCCUCAGCACAUCCCUUCGAAGAUUCGAAGCAAUCUACGUAGUGCCCACAAUAAACUCGGUGCUGAUUGCGUCCGGCGCUAUCGGAGGCGUAAUUUUGUUCGAGGAGGUCCCCCGAGACGCCCCGUUGUUCGCGCUAGGCCUUGUGCUUGUCGUGUCUGGGGUGACGGCGCUGUCGUAUGGCAAGUACGAAGCAGAAAAGCAGAAAGUCGCUGAGGAUCUUCGGCUCCAGGCCGCGCAAGGAAACAGUAACGCGGAGCCAUUGCUGCCAACGCACGAGAGAAGUCGAUUUUCGUCCCUCCUGGGGUUCGGCGCUUCCUUUUUCGAGGGAGGUCGGGCAUGCGACGGAUGCUGCGACACGCUCUUCCGGCCUCUGACCAGUGCCUCCGUCAACAUUCUCGUAAGGAACAACACAAUGAAUGCUCACUAUCCUUCAACUCUUCUUGGGCCCGCAACGUGCGAGGGCAACGCUAGUCUCAAAGUCCUCAGACAUGCAAGCAUGGAAGUACGAGCGGCGAUGUCUGAAGCAAACGAAAGUGGCGGAGUAUACUCGAGAGAGGAAUCCCCAGCGCGACAGAGGUAA